This is a messenger RNA of Capsaspora owczarzaki ATCC 30864, 3744 nucleotides long. Its product is annotated as mRNA splicing factor RNA helicase. NCBI's taxonomy places the organism in Eukaryota, Filasterea, Ministeriida, Capsasporidae. Gene Ontology annotation, molecular function: RNA binding; ATP binding. The record is from RefSeq and is a predicted model, not a curated record. The transcript has a single exon. The coding region runs from base 120 to 3641 and encodes 1173 amino acids. Gene Ontology annotation, cellular component: catalytic step 2 spliceosome; intracellular anatomical structure.
CUUAAUUUUGUGGUGUUUGUGUGUUUCGUUUUCUCAGAUUUUCAUCGCUUUUCUGCUUUCACUGAAUCUCAAAGCACAUCCUCCACCUGUGAAGCUACACAACGCGAAAAAACAAAUAAAUGGCCGACCGAGCUGCGCUGACGCAGUUUGUGAGCGACCAGCUGUUUGAGCUGCUCGGCAUGUCUGAGCGGGUGAUGGUUCAGUUUGUGCUCGCGCAGGCCAGUUCAGCCAAGUCGGCUGCUGGACUGCAUGCCGCGCUCCGAGAGACGCUGCCGGACGAUCCGCGGUCGCUGACGUUCGCCACCGAGCUGUUCAACCGCAUGCCCAGGAAUGUGCAGGCCAUGCAGCACCAGCAGCGGCUGGAGCAGGAACGGCAACAACGUCGCAGCGACGAGGCCCGCGCAAAGCAAGUCCAGCUGCAGAACAGCAAGACCCGCAUGAUUAUGGACGAACCUGCUCCUGUUGUUGCUGCUGCUGCCACUGCUGCUGCUGCUCAGAUCAAGCCAUCGAGCGCGACAAAGGCGGCGGGAUCCGAAUCGACCGCCGCCACAUCCAAUGUCACUUCAGGCGGAAGUCGUGUCAAGCGGCAAAUCCGCAGCCGUGAAGACGAUGGUCCAUCAUCAUCAUCAUCAUCAGCAUCUUCAUCAUCGGGGCAUGGCAAGGAGGCAUCGCAGCAGCAGCAGGUGGAAUCGGACGAGGACGACGACGAUCACGCUGCUGCGCGGAUUGAACGCGCGAAACGAGCGCGCUACGAACGUGCCGCUGGCUCGGCUGCUUCGGAAGACGCAGACAUGCAGAUCACUGCAGACGAAACGGAAGAGGAGCGCCGUGAACGCGAGAGAGAGCAAGAUCUUGCAGAGCGUGACGCUUUUGCUGAGCGAAUGCGAAACAAGGACAAGGAACGAACGGCAAGCACCGCUGCUGCUGCCGCUGCUGCUGCGUCCGAAAGUCUACCAGAGUCGUUUGUCCAACCAAAGUCGGCAGCCGAGCGACAGCAGGAAAUUGACGCAUUGCGCAAGGCGUCUCGGCGGCGCUACAUUGGCGAGCGGCAAGAAAAGAAGCUCUCCGAGCUCCGCAAGGAAAUUGAGGACGAAGAGCGGCUGUUUGCUGGCGUCUCGUUGACCAAGCGCGAGAGGGAGGCGCUCGAUCAGAAAAAGCAUCUGCUGGCCCUUGCAGAGGAGCACGAGCGAGCCAAGGAAAUGGAGAACGUCGACACGUACGUCAUGCCAGACGCCUACAUGGACGAGAAGAAGGGCCAGCGCGAUCGUGCCAAGCAAGAGUCGCUGCUGACAACCCGAUACUCGGAAAAGGGCAAAAAGAGCGCCGACAGCGACGCAGGCACCCGCUGGUCUGAGCAACAACGGUGGGAGGACGAGCAAAUCAAACGUUCCAUCUCGAGCAAGGGCGCAGCAGGUGGUGUCUCGGCCUCUGAUCAGUUCAUUUCCGAGACUGACGAAACCACUGGUCUGUUGCUGGCCGACCAGGUCGACUUUGUCCUGUCGGGCAACAUUUCCGGCACCGUGUCCAACGACAAGAAUGCCAGCGCGUCGCUCGUUGCCACCGCUGCGGCAGCAAAGCAGCUACUCGCAGAAAUGAAUGCAGGAGGCGAAAUGGACGAGCGCAAGCGCAAGGAAAAUGCACACAAGGAACACCGAGCGCAAAUCAAGGCUACCCGCGAAUCCCUCCCUCUCUACGAGUAUCGCACCGAUCUGCUCGACGCCAUUCGCGACCACCAAGUCAUCAUCAUUGUCGCCGAAACGGGCUCUGGCAAGACCACCCAAGUCCCGCAAUAUCUGGUCGAGGCAGGCUACACGGCCAAGGGCACGAAAAAGAUUGGCUGCACCCAGCCUCGUCGCGUCGCUGCCAUGUCGGUGGCUGCACGUGUGGCGGACGAAAUGGACGUCAAGCUCGGAGCCGAAGUGGGCUACUCGAUCCGUUUUGAGGACUGCACGUCGGAAAAGACCGUGCUCAAGUACAUGACGGAUGGCAUGCUGCUGCGCGAGUUCUUGUCCGAGCCCGAUCUCGCGUCCUACUCUGUCAUGAUGAUUGACGAGGCGCACGAGCGCACGCUCCAUACGGACAUUUUGUUUGGGUUGGUGAAGGAUGUGGCGCGGUUUCGGCCCGAUCUCAAGCUCCUGAUCUCGUCGGCGACGCUGGAUGCCGAAAAGUUCUCAGACUACUUUGACAAGGCACCCAUCUUUACCAUUCCUGGUCGACGGUUCCCCGUGGAUAUCUACUACACAAAGGCGCCUGAGGCCGACUACUUGGAUGCCGCCGUAGUCACUGUUCUGCAAAUCCACAUGACCCAGCCCGCUGGCGAUAUUCUCGUCUUUUUGACGGGCCAGGAAGAAAUUGAGACGGCCCAAGAGGUCUUGCAGGAUCGUGUCAAGCGUCUCGGCAAGGCCAUCCCCGAACUCAUCAUCUGCCCAAUCUACUCGACAUUGCCGUCUGACAUGCAGACGAAAAUCUUUGAGGCUGUGCCCCCGGGCGCCCGCAAAGUGGUGCUUGCCACGAACAUUGCCGAGACAUCGCUCACCAUUGAUGGCAUCGUGUACGUGAUUGAUCCCGGGUUUGUCAAGCAAAAGUCGUACAACCCACGCACCGGCAUGGAGGCGCUGCUCGUCACCCCAAUCUCCAAGGCAUCCUCCAACCAAAGAGCCGGCCGCGCAGGUCGCGUGGCUGCGGGCAAGUGCUUCCGCCUGUACACGUCGUGGGCUUUCCAGAACGAGCUCGAAGAGUCGACCGUGCCGGAAAUCCAGCGGACCAACUUGGGAAACGUCGUGCUGCUCCUCAAGUCGCUCGGCAUCAACGAUCUGAUUCACUUUGAUUUCAUGGACCCGCCGCCCUCCGAGACGUUGAUUCGAGCCCUGGAGCAGCUGUACGCCCUUGGUGCCCUGAACGACCGAGGCGAGCUGACCAAGCUCGGCCGACGCAUGGCCGAAUUCCCCGUCGAUCCCAUGCUCUCCAAGACCCUGCUCGCCUCUGAGCAGUACCAGUGCCCCGAGGACGUGUUGACCAUUGUCGCCAUGCUUUCGGUGAACAACGCCAUCUUUUACAAGCCAAAAGACCGCGCCAUGCUUGCCGACAAUGCUCGCAAGAGCUUCUGGCGUCCAGGCGGCGACCACAUGUCCCUUUUGAGUGUCUACACGCAGUGGGUCGACACUGACCACUCGACCCAGUGGUGCUUUGAGAACUUUAUCCAGUUCCGCUCGAUGCGGCGUGCCCGCGACGUCCGCGAGCAGCUGCAGGGCUUGAUGGAACGCGUUGAAAUUGCACUGACAGCAGAGCCGACCAGCGCCAACAGCGAUCCCACCAAGAUUGCCAAAGCCAUCACCGCAGGCUACUUUUACCACGCCGCUCGCCUGUCCAAGGGCAGCUACCAAACCGUCAAACACUCCCAAACCGUGCACAUCCAUCCAACCAGCUCCUUGCUCGAGGAACUGCCUCGGUGGGUCGUCUACCACGAGUUGGUGCUCACCAGCAAGGAGUUUAUGCGUCAAAUUGUCGAAAUCAAGCCAGAGUGGCUGAUUGAAGUGGCGCCGCACUACUACCAGGCCAAGGAGUUGGAGAUGGGCACUGCCAGCACCACUUCGUAUGCCGCCAAGCGUCAAGCGGCGAUGGCCAAGGCUCCCGAGUCCUGAGGAGUUGUUGGUGAUUUGGUUUUCCGAGAGACAAAGAGUUUUUUUUUUUUUUUGCUUUCGGCACGCUACAAAAUAAAACUUGUCCAAUUGCAUUGGAUCAUCA